UAGCUAUCAUCACCAUUCACCACUCACCAAAAAGGCAUCGGUCAGAACCACGUGUCGUUCUUUCUCCCCUUCAAUCCCCGCCACUUGUCCUCACUCCGUACGUUCUUUGUCUCCUCACCCACCCAAACAGCCGGGCAAUUUAGUCAUUUCAAUGUUCCCUCUUCCCCCUCUCCCUCUCUUCUCUAGAGGGUCCCCAUUCUGGAUUGCCCAAGCCAUACUCGCACGCACUUUCUCUCUUUCCCGUCGUCUUCUCUUUAUGUUUCCUCACUUUUUCUUGGAGGUUUGCUGAAAUAAGUUGUUCUUGAAAUUCUGUAACCAGAAGGGGUGGUUUAGUCUAUCGGAGUUCUUGGUCUGCUGAAAAGAUUCAAUCUUUAAACUUAUUGUUGGAGCUCAAAUCAUGUCAAAGAUCGAAUCUUUGCAUCUGGGUUUGCUGAAAUAAGUUGUUCUUGAAAUCCUGUAACCAGAAGGGGUGGUUUAGUCUAUCGGAGUUUUUGGUCUGCUGAAAAGAUUCAAUCUUUAAACUUAUUGUUGGAACUCAAAUCAUGUCAAAGAUCGAAUCUUUGCAUCUGGGUUUGCUGAAAUAAGUUGUUCUUAGAAUUUUAUAAUCAGAAAGGGCGAUUUAGUCUAUCAAAGUUCUUGGUCGUUUGAAAAGAUUCAAUCUGUGAACUUUUUUUGGGGGGAGCUCAAAUCAUGUCAAAGAUCGAAUCUUUGCAUCUGGGUAUGCCUGAGUUAUAUAUUGGAGUGGUUCAAUACGCAGUUACUUGAGCUUUCGAAUCUCUUCUGGGGUGGAUAGUUCAUAGUUGGUAUUUCCCAUGGAAGAUUGUGGGAAAAUGAAGAAUCUUGCUUUGGAUGGAGAGAGGUUCUCUAGAGACUUGUUGCAGAGUUUCAUGGGAGUGGGAGAAGGCCGCGGUGGUGAGUCUGAGAAGGCAGCCAAGGACGGCGGAGAGGUUGAACUGAAUCUUGGGCUUUCACUUGGUGGUAGAUUUGGGGUGGACAAGAGUCCAAAUAAGCUGGUGAGAUCCUCUUCCAUAACUACGUCUUUGCCAAUAACUAUGCUAGAAGAUGAAGCGGCGGCGGCACCGUCGCCGGUGGCGUAUUCAAGUUUGAUCAGAACUUCCUCUCUGCCGGCUGAGACGGAGGAGGAGUGGAGGAAGAGGAAGGAGUUACAGAGCAUGAGGAGAAUGGAAGCCAAGAGGAGGAGGUCCGAGAAGCAGAGGAAUUCAAGGGGAGAUAGAGAUGACGACGGCGGCAGCCGCGGCUGCUCUAACGCCGAUGAACAGUACUUGGCGGCGGCAAAAAAUUACUACGGAGGAGGAAUUGAGGUGGGAGAAAUUUCCAAAGGGAGGAAAAACUACCAUUCAACUAGAGGGUCACUCGAAUCUCGUAGGGGCAGCUGUUCAAGUAUGUCAGAAUUUGAAAGUAAAUUAAUUCUAGGAUCAGAUGAGCUAAGUCCGAGGAGCAUCCAAUCCCUGCAAGAGGGCAGAGCCCAAGAAGCGGCCGGUUCUUCUACCACCACAAAGGCCACUAAGGCCACCGGAAACGAGGAGACCGAGACGUCGUCCAACAAGCUGGCGCUCGCAAGCCUGCAGGCGAGAGAAGUGGGGACCACCACGGCCACGGCGGCGGCCAUGGAGGACAUGCCGUGCGUCUUCACCAAAGGGGACGGGCCUAGCGGGAGACGGAUAGACGGGAUCCUAUACAAAUACGGCAAAGGCGAGGAGGUGAGGAUAAUGUGCGUUUGCCAUGGGACUUUCCUCUCGCCCUCCGAGUUCGUGACCCACGCCGGAGGCAGCGAUGUGGCCCACCCCCUCAAGCACAUCGUCAUAAACCGCAACUCUUCUUCUCUUCAGUAACACCCCAAGUUUGGUUCAAAAAAUAAGGGUGAAAAAAGAAAUGUUGAGUAAUUGGAAAGUUGGUAAGAAUACUACCUCUCAUUAACUCUUCUUUUCAAGAAUGUUGCUAAACCCGGACCGUCCGAAAAAGAAAACCCAGAAACCGGUAAGUUUGCCCGUUUUCCCACCGGUCCGGAUUCAAUAACAUUGUUUUUUUCCUAGUAAAAGAAUCAUGUGCUUGAAAAUCAUGCACAUGUAUAGAACUGUUUGCUGGUAGUGUCCUUUGUUUUUUUGGUGUUGAUCUGAUUUACUAUGUCAGAAGAAAAUUUUUGUAAAAUAUCAUACUCCAUAUUGUAUUUCUGCUAGAAAUGUUGUCAUACGUAAUAAGGGUCUGUUUGGCAU
Cuscuta campestris is the source of this 2234-nucleotide messenger RNA. The record is from the annotation of a GenBank genome assembly. NCBI's taxonomy places the organism in Eukaryota, Viridiplantae, Streptophyta, Magnoliopsida, Solanales, Convolvulaceae.